CAUGUAAAUAAUGGAGACAAUAUAAUAUGUGAUAGCAUGCUAUUGUGUUUUUAGCAACUGAUAAUUCAUACAGGCAGAUUUUCGUGAAUAAAGAAACGCAAGCAUAUGUCCAUAUAAAGGACAAUGAAGUUGACAUCUCUAAUCUCUGGUUCCUGCAGCUAUUUCAGACAAGAAUCCUCAGCUGACCUUGACCUUGUUUCCGACAAGGUCCUGCAUCAUCAGUAAUCUCCUUCCCUGGACUGUGUAUGAGUUUGAGUGUUUUGGUGGCUGUGAGACUGAGACUGAGAAUGGCUCUGUGACAACCUGGGAUCACCUGGACAUGAUCGCCGUAAAGACAGACAGUGACACAAAGGAUUUUCAGAAGAUGGAGAAGGAUAUCGCCACCAACAUCCUGGCCAUGACUUCUCCUCAGGAUGUAGUACUACAGAGAACUGAGGAGCUAUGUAAGGAGAUGUCCAAGAUGGGGAAGUCCAACAGCACAUCAGUGAAGGCCCUGCAACACCUCAGUGAGGAGGUUGCCCAGUUGAAAAUUUUACAUGAAAACUACAUGACCGAGAAAGAAACUGCCAUUCAGUUAAAAUCGGAAUCUGUUCUUCAAGAGAGUGGAAACAUUAGAAAUGGGUAUUGAGGAACUAAAACAUAAUCAACAGACAAUACUGAGACUGCUACAGGAUAUCCAGACCAAAAUACCAGCCUUCGCCAUCCCUCCAGGGACAUGAGAUGGAAUGACCUGAUCAACGUGGUGUGUCAAGCCUGUGUCCUGUGCUAUCGAACGUUAUUACCUACGAGGGCGAACAUGUCGGGGUUCAUAUUUUUUAUACGAUGCCCUUGGGCAAAAUGUCACUUUGUCAUGGUGACGUGACGUCAUGAACAAGGCUAUG
Haliotis rubra (blacklip abalone) is the source of this 881-nucleotide messenger RNA. RefSeq lists its product as uncharacterized. Lineage: Eukaryota; Metazoa; Mollusca; Gastropoda; Lepetellida; Haliotidae. The coding region runs from base 320 to 628 and encodes 102 amino acids. The transcript is spliced from 4 exons. The record is from RefSeq and is a predicted model, not a curated record.